Messenger RNA from Ciona intestinalis (vase tunicate), 4794 nucleotides. The record is from RefSeq and is a predicted model, not a curated record. Lineage: Eukaryota; Metazoa; Chordata; Ascidiacea; Phlebobranchia; Cionidae.
CUUUUUUUGUUUGAGGUAGAAUUUUAAAUAAUAAGGCAGUUGUAAAAGUAUUGUUACUGCGGCUGUGAUUUCCAUCUGCCCUGCAGGUUAAUCCAUCUCGAUUGUUGAGAGUAAAUACCAAUGCUACUUAUGGCAACUGGAGUUUUCGUUAUGUAGAAAAUUUAAACAGUAGAUUUUAUUUUAGAUUUUAAGACCAACGGAAAUGAAAGCAGCUUUUCGUCAUGACGACAGUCUCGAUAGCACUGGUAGUGGUGGAAGUUUCAAUCUUCCGCAAAAUAACUUUGCGCUUGUCGGACAAGAUGCAGGAAAUGAAAUUCCUGUAAAUUCAAACAGGAUGGACAAUCAACAAAACAGUGGAAGUGGUUCUUCUACUGAUGUGGGUUGGACUGGAGAUUCAAAAGCAGCAGACACACGUCUAAUGAGUCAAGAAGGAGUGUUUCAACUAACCAAGGAUCUAAGGACCUUCUCUGAGGCUUUAACUGCCCUGAAAUCUGUGUUUCUGGAUGAAAGAAAUUCAUCCGACAAAUCCCAGCGAGUUCUGGCACAUGAGCGACUAGGGGAGUUACUGCAGGUGUUAAAGAUGGUCGUGGAUAAAUAUGCUGAACUUAAUUCAACAGAGAUUCUCUCCAUGGCUGGGGUGUUGAUUAGACACGUCAAAGAGUAUAACUAUGAGGAUGACAGACUUGACGCUUCUCCGGAUAUUUUUAGAGCAAUCAACAAUCUUGCCAUGGCAUUCAGCAACAGUGUAUCUGAAUGCUUGAUGGGAGACGUACAUAUCAGUCCACGAUUAUCCAUGACUUCUUCUCAUUCAUUUGAUACUUUUGAAGCAAGUGACCAGAGGACAGAAUCAAUUGAAAAUCCUCCAGAAAUCCCAACCACUGAAGUUCCAAGCUCUGAGAAUACUUCAUCUGAACAUGCUGAUGAGCUUUUACAGCGCAUGGAUGCAGGACUGGAAAUGGCGUUCGAGCGAGCAAAGAUAUUGUCCAAAUAUCUCAGUGACCUUAUGACUUAUGUGAAGAAGAAAGCUCAUCUAGAAAUGGAGCAUUCUAAGAGCUUGUUAAAGCUGUCACAAGCCACCAAACCCAUUCUUUCAGAGCAAAGUUUCCUACCGUUCCAAUCUCUUUACUGCACUGCACUUGAUCAUGAUCGAGAGUACGGGAGUAACAGCCAUACAAUGUAUCAAGCCCAAAUCCUACAGCAGAAGUUUCUGGAGCCUUUGCAAGCAAAGAAGAGCCAGCAUGAUAAACGGAGGAAAACCAUACGUGACACUUGGAACAAAGAGAAACGAAGAUCAGAGGAGGCAAUACUAAACAUGAAAAAAGCAAAGCAGACGUAUCAAGUUAAAAUCCAGGAGUAUCAUAAGGCAAAGGAGGCAGCUAUUAAAGCUGAAACUGAGCAAAGUCAGCAGUCUAACCCUUCUCAUCCGGCAAAACACGGAGCAGUUUCUCAAACUACGACACUCGGAUCAGUUCUUUACUCCGCUGCUGCAUCCGGGAAGAUGGAGAAGAAGAAGAGGCAAGAAGAGGACACGAAUUUGAAGGCCACUCAAGCUGAACAUAAUUACAAAGCUUACGUCAUGGAAGCCAACAAACGCUUGAGAGAUCUUGAAAGAAACAAGGUUCAUUACCUUCAACAACUACGAGACCUGAUGACACAAUGUGACCAAACAGCACAAAGUGUCACAAUCAGUUACUUCCAACUCCAUCAACAAUUAUUCUCACCUUUGCCUGUACAGUUUCAAGCAAUGUGUGAAGACGCGAAGAGGUACGAACCUGGCUUUCAAUACACGGAAUAUAUCCGGAACCUUCCCUCACAACCCUACCAUAUAAGGUCUGACUUUGAGUUUGAGCAAGUCUCGGUGGAUGGAGCGCCUUACCUUGUUUCAGGUCGUUCAAUGGAAACAGAUGAUUACCAUGGAAAAUCCACAUCACAAGGCCAUCAUAGAACUAAAGGUUUAAGCGACACUGAGAGCAGCAGCAGCCGAUCUCUCGAUGAUAUUUCCCCAUCUGCCAGCCCAGGUGACCUAACAAGGGCAACCCAUGGCAGCAGAAGGCUUUCCAACGCCGGCUCCUUGUCUUCGGAGGAAAAUCUUGCUGAUAAAGAUGUCCCUGGAUCCAACCUAGCUAUCCCCGCAGAGCAUGGUGGACUUGGUCCAACCCCUGAGAGUUCUCCUGUACCUUAUAGACAUCAGACAUCAAAACCAGCGAGCAAAAUCGCAACAAUGGCUGCUAAUGUGCAACGAGCCUUUAAGAGUAAAAAGUCGUCAAAAUCUUCUUUAUUUGGAGUGGAGUUUUCUGUUGCCACACAAGAUGUGCCCGAUGGGAUUCCUUACCUUGUUAAGCGAUGUAUUGCUGAGAUUGACAACCGAGCUCUUAAUGCAAAGGGUAUUUACCGGGUAAAUGGGGUCAAAAAUCGUGUCGAGAAGUUGUGCACCCAAUUUGACUUGUCCGCGGACCGAGUCGACCUUUCCCAGCAGUCGCCACACGAUGUCAGCGGAGUGCUCAAGUAUUUUCUUCGUCAACUACCAGAGCCACUAAUGCAAUUCAACCUUUAUCCUACUUUCCUUGAUAUAGCAAAGGAUUACCAACAAGUGAUCACUUCAACCAACGAAGCGAUGGCUCAAGCAAAAGAAGCAAACUUACCGAUGCCAGACCCCCCUACCCGUGCCUUCCUAGAUUCAUUUGUUCUUAGAUUAAAAGAAACAGUUGAAACGUUACCUCUGCCUAACCGGAAUACACUUCAGUAUAUAAUAUCCCAUCUUACAAGAAUUGCCUCACAAUCGCACGAUAACAAGAUGACGGCAAACAACCUUGCCAUUGUGUUCGGUCCAACUCUGUUACGACCGCAGCUCACGGAUGGGAAUGAGUCAUUGAAAACACUGAUAGACAUGCCGUAUCAAUCGCGUAUAGUGGAAUUACUACUUAUCCACAAGGAUGCGAUAUUUGGCACACACACUCACACAGCUGGUAAUAUCUUCCCGUUUGCAGGCUUCCACCAUACCCCAUCAUCAUAUAGUGUUGAUGAAGGCUCCACGGAGCCAGAAAAUGACGGCAUCACGGCCUCAUUGAGACAGGUCACUCUCAUAGCAGAGGGCACUAACAAAAGCUCGGACGAGGUGUCACACGAGGGCGAUAUUCUACUCAAUUUUGACGAUGAUGUCCCCAUCGAAGCACCCCAGGCGUCCAACGCGAGUGGUUCGGACGUUCACAUCCUGCCACUAACUGACUGCGGAGAGAUCAUUCGAGAUAGCUCUGGUGUGAACAACAUUGAUAUGAAAACUAACCUCAAUGGAUCAAGUCAAAACAGUGGAUUAGAAGGUGGAAAACUAAAUUCAAUGAAACAGCGACCUAACUUGCUAAAUCUUCAUACAAGUAGCACAGAAAGCGAACCUAAUUUACUUGAUUUCUCUCCGAAGACUGGAUUAACUCCACUCACGGAAAACGCAAUCUGCAACGACGUGCAAAUCCCUGUUGUUCCAGCCCGGAAUCGGUCGCGAAAAACUUCUGCUAAUCGAACUGAGGGAGCAAAACCCGAUGAACUUUUAAGUGGCGGAGAUGCUGAAAACCUCUCCAACUUGUCUGAGUCCUUGUAUUCUUCCAUGUCUCGCCGUAUAAGUAUAUCUUCAGUUUCCAAGAUCACAAAAAAUCUUGGCAGACGACCUCCCCUUUUGAAGUCAGGCAGCUUUGAUUCUUUAGCUUGCCCUUUGGAACCAAAGGUGUCAGAUCAGCAGCCACGAUCUAGGAAACUGCCAACUAUUCCAGCUCAUGUUUCUGGAACUAACUCAGCUUACUAUAUGGCAGGCAGGACCCCUCCUCAACCCAGUAUGGGCCAGAAGUCGUCCAGUUUCUCUCUAUCACUUCCUAACCCUGAUACUUCAGCUCCGGCAGCAAAACGUGGAAUUCUUCUUGAUGAUUUUAAAUCAAACGAAGAGAAAGAGGGUUCAUUUUGCUGAUUUAAAAGUUUAAAAACACAACUAAAACAUCCAAGAUAAUAUAAUUAUGUCUCCAAUUUAUAAACUUAAUUAAUAGCUUAUGUUUCACCCAAUUGAUUAUGAUUUUCGCGGUACAAUCAUUGAUAGGAUUUAGUGUAAUUAUCAAAACUUGGCUUCACAUUACACAUCUAAUUCAUUCCUGGCUCAAGUUGUUACACUUCUCCAUUCUUGGUGCAAUAUCUUAGCAUUCCAUGCCGAAGCAUUGUAACAGUAUUUGAUCUUUAGACAUGCAAUGUAUCACAUUCGAACUAUCAACUAUCCGCCCUGCCCCCCUGUAUGCUUCAUAACCUAGAUAACGGCCGCUUGUCAGUGUCAUUGUGAAUAUUUCCAUAACCAUUUUAUGACCGAACCGAUUAACCAGUGUGUUUAAACCAAUUUUAACCUGACUGAUUUAUCGUAUUGUUUAUUGUGCCCCUUCUAUGACUUAUUGUAUUUAUUUUGUAUCGAUGCAGUUAUUCAUGUUACCAUGUAGACGAUAGCUUUUAUCUGCUCAUUACUAAACGUUUUUAGCACGACUGCAAUUUGCGUAUGCUUUUUCGCCCUAACCCUUUCAAUAUUGUUCUAUCUCAAUGCCCUACAGAAUGUUAAAGGCAUGAAGGAUACACUCCAACUGCGACCUUGAAUAUUUGGCUCCCUUUAUUUUACCCAAAUUAUGUGGUGCGUUGCCCAACACGGCCAAAAUUCAAGUUUUACUCCCCAGUGAUUUUGCUCCUACCAAAUUAACGAUAGUAUGCGAUCACAAUAUUUCGUUGUAUCAACGUAACGUCGGAAAUAUAACGUUUAAUAAAAUUAUGAAUACUGCA